Molecule: messenger RNA, 807 nt
Organism: Cornus florida
Lineage: Eukaryota; Viridiplantae; Streptophyta; Magnoliopsida; Cornales; Cornaceae
Product: hydroxycinnamoyltransferase
Exons: 2
Molecular function (GO): acyltransferase activity, transferring groups other than amino-acyl groups
Source: RefSeq, a predicted model, not a curated record
AUGCUCAAUGGCACCACCACCAACUUGGUCCCCAAAGCACACAUUGAGGGCGCACUGUCUGUUUCACCAUUGGAGGUGACCGAUCCAUGGCAGACACGCCGAGUGUCGGUUGCAGGCCCUCUUGGUUCCGGCAUUUUCCGGCAGUGCCAUCACAUCAUUCUAUACUACGAGGUGGAGUCCGGUGAGGAUUUGGGUUGGUUGGUGGCAGGAUGGACCAAGGAGUCGCUAGGGAUGGCAUUGCUGCAGCAGCCAAUACUAGCCGGGAGGCUACGCCGUGUGGAGGAAGGGAAUGGAGAACUCGAGGUUGUGUCAAAUGACAGUGGCAUUAGAUUGGUCGAGGCACGGAUGCCGAAAACCUUGUCAGAGUUUCUUGAGCUGAAGGCAAGAGAAGAGGCAGAGGCUGAGCUUGUGUUUUGGAAGGACAUUGAUGAACAAAAUCCUCAGUUCUCUCCACUAUGUUAUGUUCAGGUAAGUAAACUAAUUAUGUGACUUAACUUCCAGUGUGGGGGAUACUCAAUUGGGAUUAGCUGCAGCCUUCUUGUUGCAGACCCUUUGGUCAUCACAAGUUUCCUCAAGAAAUGGGUUGAUAUUCACAAGAACAUAGUAUCCAAAACUGAUAUGCCCAAAACACCCCUAUUUUACCUCCCUAAUCUCCAACCAAGUGGUGGUUCACCCAUCAACAUAAUAGGCUCAAACCCUUCUAAAGACCGUGGCCAAAGCAUGAUGUUCAAAAUUGCAACUAAAAAUUCCAACUUGAAUGAUGAACGACAUAUGGAGAAGACGGUUGCAUUGCUAUGCAUCGACUAG